Messenger RNA from Helicoverpa zea (corn earworm), 2274 nucleotides. RefSeq names its product gamma-aminobutyric acid receptor subunit beta-like. Gene Ontology annotation, molecular function: neurotransmitter receptor activity; chloride channel activity; GABA-A receptor activity. The transcript has 9 exons. Lineage: Eukaryota; Metazoa; Arthropoda; Insecta; Lepidoptera; Noctuidae. Gene Ontology annotation, biological process: chemical synaptic transmission; nervous system process; chloride transmembrane transport. The record is from RefSeq and is a predicted model, not a curated record. Gene Ontology annotation, cellular component: neuron projection; membrane; synapse. The coding region runs from base 16 to 1548 and encodes 510 amino acids.
CCCGCACUCCACGCUAUGAGCGCGCUCCGGCCGCGCGCCCGCCGCGCGCCGCUGCUGCUCGCGCUCGCCGCCGCUCUGUUGCCGCACGCCGACCGAGUCGCCGGCGGCGGCGGCGGCGGGAGCAUGUUCGGGGACGUCAAUAUAUCCUCUAUUUUGGACUCCUUCAGCAUAAGUUAUGACAAGAGAGUCAGGCCAAACUAUGGAGGACCACCAGUGGAAGUGGGGGUUACCAUGUACGUGCUGUCCAUCAGCUCUCUGUCGGAAGUGCAAAUGGACUUCACGUUGGAUUUUUACUUCAGACAGUUUUGGACGGAUCCACGGCUCGCGUACAAGAAGCGCGCGGGCGUGGAGACGCUUUCGGUGGGCUCAGAGUUUAUCCGCAAUAUCUGGGUGCCUGACACGUUCUUCGUAAACGAAAAGCAAUCGUACUUCCACACGGCCACCACCAGCAACGAGUUCAUCCGCAUCCACCACUCGGGCUCAAUCACGCGUAGCAUAAGGCUCACCAUCACGGCCUCCUGCCCCAUGAACCUGCAGUACUUCCCCAUGGACCGGCAGCUGUGCCACAUCGAGAUCGAGAGCUUCGGAUACACGAUGACCGACAUACUGUACGUUUGGAAAGACGGCGCGUCGAGUGUCGGCAUGAGCAGCGAAGUGCAGCUGCCGCAGUUCCGAGUGCUCGGCCACCGGCAGCGCGCCACCGUCAUCACGCUCAGCACAGGAAACUACUCUCGGCUAGCGUGCGAGAUCCAGUUCGUGCGUUCGAUGGGCUACUACCUGAUCCAGAUCUACAUCCCGUCCGGCCUCAUCGUCAUAAUAUCGUGGGUGUCGUUCUGGUUGAACCGCAACGCGACGCCGGCGCGCGUGCAGCUGGGGGUCACCACCGUGCUCACCAUGACCACGCUCAUGUCUUCCACUAACGCGGCGCUGCCCAAGAUCUCAUAUGUUAAAUCAAUCGACGUCUACCUCGGCACCUGUUUCGUGAUGGUGUUCACCAGUCUACUGGAAUACGCGACGGUGGGGUACAUGUCGAAGAGAAUACAGAUGAGAAAGCAGCGCUUUGUCGCGAUACAAAAGAUAAUGUCGGAGAAGAAAAUACCAGCAGAGUGCGCGCCACCCUGGGAUGGGCACUCGCUGAGCAAAGGGGGUAGCCUGGGCCGCGGGAGCCGGCCCCCACACGGGUCGCACCACGGGUCCCAUGGUUCUCACGGCUCGCACGGGUCGCACGGUGCGCCCGCGCCGCCGCCGCGUGGCUGCGGCAGGCACUUGCAGGAGGUGCGCUACAAAGUGCGGGACCCCAAGGCGCACUCUAAAGGCGGCACGCUAGAGAGCUCAAUCGAAGACGCGCCAGGCCCACCUUUGCAUGCGCUGCAGCCCACUAAGGACUACGGCAAGUUCCUGGGCAUGACGCCGUCAGACAUCGACAAGUACUCGCGCAUCGUGUUCCCGGUGUGCUUCGUCUGCUUCAACCUGAUGUACUGGAUCGUGUACCUGCACGUAUCAGACGUGGUCGCAGACGACCUGGUGCUGCUGGAAGAGAACAAGUGAACCCCUUCCUUCCUACCCUUCCCUCUCCCGCGCAUCCCGCACCCCGCACCACUACGCACGCUCGUGUACAUAACUCAUGUAAUAUAAUAUCGAUUAGCAAAACGCUAGUGUCACGACCCCUAGUAGACGUAACUGACGGUCUGAUAUCGUACUUAGAUGUAGUUAGGGCCUCGAACGACUUGUACAGAAAUAAUGUAAAUACGAGAUACCUUUAUAUGUACUUGUGGCAGUGCCGCCCUCUCACGAUCAAGUUGCUCAUUCAGACUUUGAUCACCAUGAUGUUCGAAUUUUCGAAAUUGCUCAAAAAACUGUAUUAUGUGUAAGUGAAAACCUGAACUAAUUAUAAUAUUUCUUAUCUUACUGACCUCCAUAUUAACGGAACACUAUCCUUCUGACCUCUGAGGUUCAGACUCUCAAGAUUAGGUGUAAGGCGUUUAUUCAGCGCUGCCAGUAUAUCAGGCCUUCUUUUAGACAUAUUUAUAUGUAGAUGUGGAUAGGCAGGUAGGGUAGUUUAGUGACUCCCGGGGCGGCACCGUCACACCGCGUUAUACUCAGAGCGGCAAGCAUCUAAUCAUAAGAUGAAGAUGUUUAGGUUUUAUUAACUAGAACGGAACUGUUAAGUAUUGUAAAGUUAUAUUACUAGUAGGUAAGCACGGUAAGGCACGAGACUAUUUUGCAUUCACAUGCAAUACGUUCGUCUUGUAAUAAAGACUAACAUAACGAAUA